Molecule: messenger RNA, 6470 nt
Organism: Contarinia nasturtii (swede midge)
Lineage: Eukaryota; Metazoa; Arthropoda; Insecta; Diptera; Cecidomyiidae
Product: myosin heavy chain, non-muscle
Exons: 17
Coding region: 1111-5883 (1590 amino acids)
Source: RefSeq, a predicted model, not a curated record
UAUACGAAUUCAAGUUCGGAUUAGGUAGAAAAUUUCUCCUCCUUUGCGAACAGUUCAUGCGCACUCCGUGCGGACACUUUUUGCGCAUGUCAGUCGAUCGCUUCGGCCCGAUUCACCCAUUCAAAAUAGCCUCCGAUCGGUCAAAUUCGCAAAUUGAAUCUAGUCAUUUCAUUGAUCAGCCUCUAACUGCCAGUCGAUAUAGUCCUGCGAUAAUACGCAAAACGUAUUUUUUUUCGCACAGUAUUAUUUUCUGUGAAAAUUGAAAACGCGAUAAAGAAAAGUUUUGAAACUUGUGAUCAAAAUUCUCUCAAACGGAAGUUGGUUUUUAAGUUUCAUGCAAAUACGUAAAAACAGAAUAAAUUUGAAUAAAUUAAAAAAAAAAAUACAAAAAGUGUGUGUUUUUUGUGCAAAACUUUUCACAAAAUUUGUGAAUUCACUUGUUUCAACGACACACACACACACACACACACACACACAGUACAGACCGAAUUUGAUCGGCAUAUGGUGCCUUACGCUUUCAACAUGUACCGUGCUUAUUAAUAGAAAAAAAUGUAGUCCAAUAUAUAUUUUUAAAAAUAGAGCGCAACGGCAAUUUCAGCUCUACGAAUUAUAUGAAAAUUAAAUAGCAGAAAACAAGCAACCAGUACCGCAGUCAAAUUUUUAGCGAAUUUAUUUUCUGGUGCGUGUUUUGUUUCGGGUACAUUUCUAUCAAUAUUCAUUCAAGUCUUUCCCCCAGUGUCUGUUGCUGUGUUUUGCUAUGUGUUUCCGUGAUGACGAAAUAGAGAUUUAUCUCUUUUAUCAGUGACACUUUUAAUGCCGCAGUGAUUUUAUUCUACGAAUGUUUAUUAUGAUUUAUGAAGAGGCCAGUGGCCAAAAAUUACAACGGCGCACCGAAAAAAAUGUGUAUGUGAUUUCGUUUCGUGUAACAAAAUGAUCUGAAUAAAAAGAAAAUAUGUAUUAAAGAGCAAAAAUCCAAGCAAAAUAUUCACAUGCUUAUCAAUGCGAUAAAUACCAGAAACUCGGUUAUACAAUCUAAUUCUGUGUAAUUAAUUUUGAAGAUAAGAAAAAUAUUAGAUACAAAGAGAGAGAUAGGAAACACAUAAAUAGAAUAUGCAUCAUUUAUAUCCAGUGUCAAAAGGCGAUCAGUUAUGUCCGUUAGGUUUUCAUCCACAAGUAAGAUGGCCAACCAGAUGUAAAAGAUGCUUUCGAGAUUACAAAGAUCAUGGCGUAAAAAGAGGUGACGAUAUUGCCGCUUCGUCGCCCAGCCUCACAGACACAUCACGAACUCGAGUUCAGUUGGAGAAACCAACCGACCGUAGCUGGACGUCGACAUCGAAUUUAUCAUCGUUAACACCUGAAAAAGAACCGCCACCAAGAAGGCGAAGGCCAAUUUCAUGGACUUCGACCGAUUUGGAUGAAAAUGAAAAGCCUGAACCCGUUGCUGAAACCACACAAUCCACCGAAGUAAAUGUGGCAUUGCCACGACGUCGGCAUACUUCCGCAAUAAUUCCAGAGGUCCCACAAGUUGAAGAAUCCUUUACAUUACGUAAACCGCCUCGACCUCCAAUCAUCAAACAAGAUUCCGAAGAUUUAACCAUAUCCCGAAGUGAUUCAUUGGCGGAACGUGUGCGAAAAAUGCAAUUACUCAAAAAACAAAACAGCAUCGAACGAGAACUGCGAUCACGUCAGUCGAGUAUUGAAAAGGAACAAUCACCUUCGCCUCGAAAUCGCACUGAAUCAACUGACUCAAAACGUAGUUCGGUAGGUCGAGAAAUGUCGAAAUCAAAGCCAGUUACAAACCAUGUGGAAGAUGUGGAAAAACUGAGUGAUGAACUGAGCAGUGCACGUCGUCAAAAGGAUGAUAAAAAUGAGAUUUCUUUACGGCGUUUGGCGUUCACCGACAAAGGAGCAAAUCAAUUGCAAACAAACGACAGCGCAAAAUUACAAUUCAAAGUAAACGACUUGAGUCGACAGCUGGAAGAUUUAAAAUACGAAAAAUUGCAUUUGACAACAAAAAUCAAAGAUCUCGAAAAGAGCGUUGCGAUCAAAGCAUCGAAAUCGGCCGAAGAAGAAUUACGUAAAAAACUAUUGGCGGCCGAACAAUUGUGUGAAGAGCUUAUGGAUGAAAAUAAAGAAAUAAAAAAAGAAUUGAAGGGAAUGGAAGAUGAAAUCGAUGAAAUGCAGGAUAAUUUUCGUGAAGAUCAAUCCAAUGAAUUCAGUACAUUGAAAAAAGAAAUGGAAAUGACACAGAAAAAUUGCCGCAUUUUAUCGUUCAAAUUGAAAAAAUCCGAGCGAAAAAUCGAACAAUUGGAGGCCGAUAAACAAUCAUCAGCACCGGCCGCUCUUAUUAGUCAAAUUAAACAAUUGGAAGAAGAAUUGAAAAUUUCAAACGAUCGAUUGCAACAAAUGCAGAUUGAAGCAGAAAAAGCGCAACAAACCCCAUCAAAUGGAAAACCAACGUUGAGUUCAAUUGGCAAAUCGAAUUCAAUGGAUGGCAAAAUAUCACGUUCAUCAUUAAUUCGCGGUAGUUCACAAGAAGAUCCACAGCAGUUAAUGCGUGAUUUACAAGAUUCAAUUGAACGUGAGGCUGACAUCAGAGAACAAUUAAAAUUUGCCGAAGAAGAAGCGGAAAGUUUACGUAAAAAAGUAUUAAGAUUCGAAGACGAAAAUGAAUCGUUGAUGGUUCAAUUGAAAAAAAUGGCAACGAAGGCCCGAAGUCGAAAAUUAAGUCCAUCAGCACCAUCUCGAUUAACCGUCGAUGCUUCAGAUAAAGAUGAAGGAAUAUCAGAUGAAGAAGAUCCGGCCGAGUUGCGAGUAUUGCUCGAUUUGAAUGAACAAGAAUCAUCACAGUUGCGACGUAAAGUGGAUGAACUCGAACAAGAAAACAAAACAUUUAAAACGCAAUUGAAAGAGAUGCGUGAAACGCCAAAAGCGCCAACAUCAACAUCGAAAACGACCAUUGCAAAAGACAAAGAGAUCGCUGAGCUACAAAAGAAAAUUGUCGAUAUGGAAAAAGAAAUGAAACUAUUGCGAAAGAGUUCGUCCAAGGCUGGAACACAAACCUAUCAAAAACUAGAAGAGGAAAAGAAAAAAGCAAUUCAAGAUGCCAAAACAUUGGGCGAACAAAUGGAUACGUACAAAUCGGAGAUCAAAAAUCUGAAGAGUGUCAUUGCCAAACAAGAGACACGAUGCAUGGAAUUGGAAAAAGCGAGCACAGACAAUGAGUCAAAGAAGAAGAAAGCAUUAACCGAUGUCAAAACCAUCGAGGAGAAACUGAAUAAACAAGAGAGUCUGAUAAAGCAAUUAGAAGCAGCAAAAUCGCUCGGCGAAACCAAUGUAACACAUGAGAAAGGGCGAGCGGCAAAGCUUGAAAAGGAAUUAGACGAAUUGAAAAAUGAGAAUCGACGCUGGGAAACAAAAAUAGCUGAUUUAGAUGCGGAUUUGAAUACGUUGCGACGAAAGACACAAACGGAAAAGGUGGCACUCGAGAAGGAAAUAGUUGCAUUAAAGAGCCAAAAAGACAUUUUGCCGGGCAAAAAAAUGGACGAACUUCGAAAACAAAAUACCGAUUUGCAGGCUCAAAUCGAUAGCGAAGUGAAAAAGACAACCGACAUCACCAGCAAAUAUGAACAAUUACAAGAGCAGCAUGUUUUCAUUAAAGCUCAGUUAUCAAGCGACAAAGAGGCGUUAGAAACAUCAAACAAUGCGCUCAAAGCAAAAAUUAGCACAUUGGAAACGAAUGUAGAACGUUUUAAACGUGAUAAUAUCGAUUUGAGCCGUAAAAUAGUCGAUGUGCAAAACAAAUGCAAAGAUUUAGAGAGCAAAAGUUCACAAAAUGUAGUUGUGGAGCAUGAACGCAAGCGUUUGCUCUCAUCGCUGCAGGAAAAAAGCCAUCAGUACGAAUUGUUGGUCAGUGAAAAUGAAAUGAACAAAGAUUUGAGUGUGCAGCUGAAAAAAGAGAACGACGAACUGCGAAAAAAAUUGGGUGACUUCAAUAAAGUGAACAAAGUGCAAACAUCUCUAAAUGAUCAUAACUCGUCGCUCGAACAAGAAAUUAAACAAUUGAAAGCAAAAUUGGAAAGCACCGCAAUGGUUUCGAAAUCCAAUGAAGCUGCAACCAAAUUGCGAUACGAACAACAAGUCUACAACAUGCAAACGGAACUCAAUUCGCAGCAAAAACAAUGCGAACGAUUUAAACGUGAUCGCGAUUCAUUUAAGCAAUUACUUGAGGCGGCCAAAAAAACAAUCAAAGAUCUUAAAUCGAAUAGUGGACGCACGAGCAAAGCGUCUAGCGGUGACGAAGAUGAUAAAUCGAAAAUAUUGACACUGGAGCAAAAGAUUGGAAAUUUAGAGGAUGAAUUAUGCGAGACGCGGCUGGAGACCAGCAAACUAAAAAACGAAUUGGUGUCAGAGAAGACCGGCGCGGAAAUUAAGUUGUCCGAACUGCAAUCACGCAUCAAUGAAUACGAAGAAGAACGAUUGUUGGGCAGUGGACGAACAAAAAUGCCUGGAAUGAAGACAAAAUUAGAGCUUUCAUGGCAAAAAGAACGUGAAGAGCAUCAACGUUUGUUGCAAGAAACAUCAACGCUGGCACGUGAUUUACGUCAAACGCUGCUCGAAGUUGAACGUGAACGAGACAAAGAACGGCUGGAGAAUCGACGUAAAAUUGAACAAUUGGAACGAAACAAUGAGGAAGAUUUGGAUGAAGGACGGAAAAAAAUUGCUGAACUUCAAUGUGAUUUAUUGGAAUUGCGUGAUGCUCAUGCUAAGCUUCGAACAUCCAAUGAAAAGCUACGACUUGAACGAACUUGUUACGAACGUGAGCGAGAUAGUUUCUACAGAAGGGGCAUUGAACUCAAUUUGGAUCGACGCUUGAAUUCAUUGCUUCAGUUAGUAGAUGAUUUGUUUAAGAUGUCACCGGAUUCUGUUCAAAGUUCAAUACUCAAAAAACCGCCAACACCAAAUAUGCAAAGACGCUUAGUGAAGAGCACUUCAGUUGAUCGGCCCGAUAAUCAAUUUUCGGGCAGCAUGGAACAAGUGACGAGUCUGAUUAGUAGACUAAUGGCUGCCUCCGAUGACAUUCGACAAUUCCAAAAGAGUUUCGGCGACGAUCGUGAACGAGAGCGAAUGCGUCGAAGUAGUAUGCGACGUGCCACUUCCAUUGAGAAUGGUGUCAGUGAUAAUGAACGAUCCAUAGGUGGACGGUUAUCGAAAUCAUCAUCGUCCACACAAAACGGUAGUCUAUAUCGCAAAAGUCUAUCGGUCGAUCAAUCGACAUUGAGUGGUCAAAAUCCAAAAAUUUGGCGGAAUGCAAACGAUAGCAAUUCAUCAAUACAAUCGAUUGACUCAGAAUUACAGUAUGGCGGAGGCGGCAAUUAUGGCCGAGAUUCAAGCUUAGAUUCACGAUUAUCGGGUGGUUCAACACAAAGCGAUUUACCACGAGGUACACGAAAAAAGAAACGCGGACUCAUGGGCAAACUUAAGAGCUUAACAAAGAGCAGCAAAAAUAAUGACACAGAUGGUUCGCAGCAAGUAAAUUCUGAUUCGGACAUCAGCCUUGUCAAUUAUGAUUACAAAUCAAGUAAGACGAAUCUAAAAGGUCGAUUAUCGGAUAUGUUUCGCCGUUCGGCGUCAGCAUCGCGAAAUGAUAGCGAAGAUGGUGGCGGUGGUGGAAGCACUGUAACGGUUGAUUCAAGCAAUAAAACUGGCGCUUACAGUCGAUCCACAACACCAAAUCUUUCGUCACGACAAAAAAGUCCCGCAACAAUAAGACCGGUUCAAAUUCGUUCAUCAUCAGCGUCACCACAGCCAAGAGUAUCGAUGGCGGAAGCAAGCAAUUCGUCGAAAACACCUACGUUAGUUAAGCGAGUGAAUAAAAAAUGAAAAUGAGCAAACGUACAAAAUACACACGACAGCAUCAAAUCACACAGUGAAAUCCAUAACAAUUCAGAGCGAUAGAGCAAAUGGAAUAAUCCAGAGUUAGAGCAAGAGAUGAAGUGAUGGCGACGGCGACACAGCGCCCAUAAUUCGAAUAAUAUUUAAAUAUUAUGUUAGAGAGCAAAAGCAACAUUACCAUAUAUAUACACAAUCGAAUGUUGCACAUUGAAAUGUGCGCAAAACAGAGAAAGAAAGACUCCAAAUACGGUGCACACUAGUUGCUCUCGUCAAAGGCAAAGAAGAAAAAAAAAGAAACAAGAACUCAAAGUCCAUGCAAAUAUCAUUUACGGCUGAACUUUUUUUUUAUUCAAUGCAGACCAGCAAGAAGAACGGUGUGCGAGCAUGGCCCAAUCUCUUUCUUUCAUUGGAAAUGAAUAUAUGCAAUGCAACUCAUUAUUUGUUUUUGUCUCAGUUGUUUCGAUAUUUUUUUCUGUUCGCUGUUGCUUUCGUCUUCCUUCUUUUGGUGUUGUUUUUCUUCCCGCUGCCAAUGGAAAUAUUAAAAUCAAUCAACAAAUCAAUCCGUUUUUGUAUUA